Durio zibethinus is the source of this 901-nucleotide messenger RNA. Lineage: Eukaryota; Viridiplantae; Streptophyta; Magnoliopsida; Malvales; Malvaceae. The record is from RefSeq and is a predicted model, not a curated record.
AUCCGCUGCUUCUAAGCGAUCUGGGAGUGGAAGGUAUGUGAUCUAUGUGAAGGCAGGUAUAUACACUGAACAUGUUGAGAUAGGCUCCAAUCUGAAAAAUAUUAUGCUGGUGGGCGAUGGUAUAGGGCAGACGAUUAUCACCGGAAGCAAAAGCGUUGGAGGAGGAUCCACGACUUUCAAUUGUUUUUCUUUCUUGAAAUGUGGAAUUUCAGCUAGUGUUGGAGAUGGUUUCAUUGCUCGUGACAUUACAUUCAGAAACACCGCUGGUCCCAAAAAUAAUCAGGCAGUGGCUCUACGUUCCGGCUCUGAUCUUUCAGUGUUCUAUAAAUGCAGCUUUGAAGGAUACCAAGACACUCUCUUUGUCCAUUCCGGGAGGCAAUUUUACAGAGAAUGUGACAUCUAUGGAACUGUUGAUUUUAUAUUUGGGAAUGCUGCUGUUGUCUUCCAAAAUUGUAACAUAUUUGCACGCAAUCCCCCUAACAAGACCAACACUGUGACUGCCCAGGGCAGGACUGACCCUAAUGAUACCAGUGGAAUUAUAAUCCACAAUUCUAGAGUUACAGCUGCUUCCGACUUGAUCCCAGUACAAAGCUCAGUCAAAACAUUCCUAGGGAGGCCAUGGCAACAAUAUUCGAGGACUGUUUUCAUGAAAACGUUUCUUGAUAGCUUGAUUAACCCGGCUGGUUGGAUGGAGUGGAAGGGUAAUUUUGCACUCAAAACAUUGUAUUAUGCAGAGUAUAUGAACACCGGCCCUGGUUCAUCCACAUCCAAUAGAGUCAGGUGGCCCGGCUACCAUGUUCUUACUAGUGCAAGCGAGGCAUCAAAAUUCACCGUUAGCAAUUUCAUUGCCGGAAGUUUUUGGCUGCCUGCCACUGGUGUGCCUUUCGCAUCUGGCCUUUAG